AUGCAGGACAAUGGUACGGUGCGCGUCACAAACACCGCUACUGUCGGCCCACGAACUGUCGACAUUGUCGGCACAGCUACGCCCGUAGACUCUGCCUAUGGCGCCGGCGGUGCUUUCGUUGUCAGCUUCCCUGGCACGCCAUCAACGGCAGAAUGCCCAGGACCCAACUACAUUGUGCAAGAUUACGCCGUCGAUUGGGCGAUUGUGCAGACGCAGAAGUGGAACACGCUGUACAUCUUGAGCAGGGUGCGACAACCAGCCGCUGAAAGCAUCGAUGCAUGGAUUGAUCGCGCUGUGGCUUUUGGAUCGAACGCAUCCUCGAUUAUGAAGUUCAACCAGACGGGUUGCGAAUAG
Molecule: messenger RNA, 354 nt
Organism: Alternaria hordeiaustralica
Lineage: Eukaryota; Fungi; Ascomycota; Dothideomycetes; Pleosporales; Pleosporaceae
Exons: 2
Coding region: 1-354 (117 amino acids)
Source: RefSeq, a predicted model, not a curated record